AGCAGCCCCCACACUGACCACCAUCUCCGGCCUUCACACAAACACUCACACGAACGACUGACUUUUGUAGCCACACCACCUCAUCUCUCUCUCUCUCUCUCUCUCUCUCUCUCUCUCUCCUCUCUCUCUCCCCUCUCUCUCUCAAACAUACACACAUUUCACAAGAACCUGCGAGAAAGAAGAGAAGUGUGUGUCGAGAUGAUGAUGCUCCGGCUCGUCGGCGCCGAAGCUAGGAGGAGGGCGGCCACCGGAGCUGCCGGCGGCGAGCGGUGGCUGUCGGCGGCGGCGGCGGCGCCGACCAAGGGAAGGCUCGAGGGGAAAAUUGCAAUAAUAACCGGGGGAGCAAGCGGGCUCGGGAAGGCGACGGCCCGCGAGUUCAUCCGCGAGGGCGCCGCCGCCGUCUUCAUCGCCGACGUGAACUCCGACCUGGGCGCCGAGGCUGCCGCCGAGCUCGGCCCGCGCGCCCACUUCGUGCGCUGCGACGUCGCCGACGAGGGCAGCGUGGCCGCCGCCGUGGACGGCGCCGUGGCGAGCCACGGGCGCCUCGACGUGAUGUUCAACAACGCCGGCGUGGCGGGCCCGCUCGCCGGCGCCACGGAGGUGGCGUCGCUGGACCUGGCCGCGCUCGACGCCGUCAUAGCCGUGAACCUGCGCGGGACGCUCGCCGGGAUCAAGCACGCGGCGCGCGUGAUGCGCCCGCGCGGGUCGGGGUCCAUCCUGUGCACGGCGAGCGUCAGCGGCGUCAUGGGCGGGCUCGGCACGUACCCGUACUCGGUGUCCAAGUUCGCCGUGGCGGGCGCCGUCAGGGCCGCCGCCGCCGAGCUGUCGCGCCACGGCGUCCGCGUCAACUGCGUCUCGCCGUUCGCCGUGGCGACGCCGAUGGUGGUGGCGCAGUUCGCGCAGAUGCUCGGCGGCGCCGACGAGGCGCGGGUGGCAGCGGUGGUGAGGGGGCUCGGCGAGCUGAGGGGCGCGGCGUGCGAGGCGGAGGACGUGGCGAGGGCGGCGGCGUACCUCGCCUCCGACGACGCCAAGUACGUGUCCGGGCACAACCUGGUGGUGGACGGCGGCUUCACCAGCUACAAGCACCUGCCGAUUCCCCAGCCGCACGAUUGAGCUGAUCGGACGGCCACGGAAGAUCCGUUUGGUGUAGAGAUGGGGGUUAUGUGAAUCCUCUAUCCUGGAAAGGAAGUGGAUUCGAGUAGAGAGAAAAAGGAUUGUGGAUUUUUAGGUGGUUUUUUCUUAUCUGGUUAGUGUGUGGGUGAAAUUCUGGAUGUCUGAAAUUUGGUUAAAACUUAAAAGUUGAGUACGUGCAUGGGAAAAUUUAAGCCGGCCUAACUUAUCUAGUUAUCAUUGUA
This is a messenger RNA of Oryza sativa Japonica Group (Japanese rice), 1355 nucleotides long. RefSeq names its product momilactone A synthase-like. The record is from RefSeq and is a predicted model, not a curated record. Lineage: Eukaryota; Viridiplantae; Streptophyta; Magnoliopsida; Poales; Poaceae.